AUGCUCAAUCGCAAAAGAAUCACCAACGUAAGCACUCUUUUCUUCUACUUGCUCCCUGAAAGAGACACGAGCUCCGAUAAUGAUACCAAAAAGGCGUGCCAUCAAUGUCAGCAAAGAAAAAGACGCUGUGAUGGAGGAAAGCCUUGUUGUAACCACUGUGCAAAGCACAGUAGAGAUUGCGUAUACACAGCGCGGCGACAACGGGGCCCUGGAAAGAAGUAA
Messenger RNA from Bipolaris oryzae ATCC 44560, 222 nucleotides. RefSeq lists its product as uncharacterized. The transcript has a single exon. The record is from RefSeq and is a predicted model, not a curated record. Lineage: Eukaryota; Fungi; Ascomycota; Dothideomycetes; Pleosporales; Pleosporaceae. Gene Ontology annotation, molecular function: zinc ion binding; DNA-binding transcription factor activity, RNA polymerase II-specific. The coding region runs from base 1 to 222 and encodes 73 amino acids. Gene Ontology annotation, biological process: regulation of DNA-templated transcription.